This is a messenger RNA of Papaver somniferum (opium poppy), 1206 nucleotides long. RefSeq names its product probable calcium-binding protein CML49. The transcript is spliced from 5 exons. Lineage: Eukaryota; Viridiplantae; Streptophyta; Magnoliopsida; Ranunculales; Papaveraceae. The record is from RefSeq and is a predicted model, not a curated record. The coding region runs from base 84 to 926 and encodes 280 amino acids. Gene Ontology annotation, molecular function: calcium ion binding.
GUCUUCAUUUCAUCAAGCGCUCAAAAUUCGAAAAGCCCAUAGCCUAUAGCCAUAUACACACUUCCUCUAUUUCUUUAGAAACAAUGGCUUAUGCAGCAUACUCUUCCCAUCAGCAACAUGUUUACUAUGGUGCUCAACCAUAUGAUCAUGAGGAUUUCGGUGACAGCUUUGGGUCUCAUCACUACAGUAAUAGCAUGCAAGCUUGCCCACAAGUCUCUGAGAGUAACUACUACAUUACCAGUGAUCAAGAAUGUGGGAAACCUGCUGCGAAACCUGCUGCUAAGUUACAGCAGGUUCAAGCCCCUUGCAGUGGUGACUAUGUUCGCACUAAUAGUAAUAAGCAACAGCAUGGAAUGAUGAGCCCUUUCUCACCAUCAGGGAUGUUACCAUCUGCUUUCCCAAAAGGGACUAAUCCUGAAAUUGUGAAAUGUUUUCAAAUGGUUGAUCAAGACAAAAGUGGAUUCAUUGAUGACAAGGAGUUGCAAAGAGCUCUGUCUUCUGUUCAGCAAAGCUUUAGCAUUCGUACUAUUCAUCUUCUGAUGCAUCUCCAUACUAAUAAUCCCAAGGUUCGCCAGUUAGGGCCAAAGGAAUUCAUUGCUGUGUAUCAGUCUCUUAUGAAUUGGAGGGAAACUUUUCAACGAUUUGAUACGAACCGAAGUGGGAAAAUUGAUUCUUGCGAGUUACAGAGGGCUCUAGGAGCGCUUGGUUUCAAGGUUUCUCCAGCCAUCAUGAAUUUGCUCAUUUCGAAGUAUGAUAAAACCGGGUACAAAAAGAAGGGCCUUGAAUAUGACAGUUUCAUAGAGUGCUGCCUCACCGUUAAGGGACUCGCCGAGAAGUUCAAGGAACACGAUAUUUCGUGUACUGGAACUGCAACUUUCACGUACGAGGAAUUCAUGGUGGCAAUUUUACCCUUUUUGAUGAUCUAAGUUAUUCGAGUGCUGCUGAAUUAUUAUGCAUGUGUUAGCCAUGCAUUUCUAUGUGUUUCCUUUGACAAAGGACUGCUAUGUACCUGCUUAUGUUAUAAUACAGUGUAUAAUGUGGUAUUGGAUGAGUUAAUAAGCUCGCAGUUGUAAUAUAUACAACAUUAUGUAUUUGAACUUGCCAUGUCUCCAAAAUAGCGUAAGAAGAAAAUGCAUGUAAUAUAUAUAGUAUAUAUAAUAAUAAUGUCAGGAUGUUCAUCCUCUCUCAAUAUAUAUAGUGUCUUUG